AUGUCCUCCGCACCAGCGCUACCGACCCGCCAACUGGGUAGAGAUGGGCCUCAAGUGACCGCGCUCGGCAUUGGUCUCAUGGGCCUCUCCGCCUUCUACGGCAGCACCGAGUCCGACGAAGAGCGCCUCAAGUUCCUCGACUAUGUCUAUGCAUCUGGUCAGAGAUUCUGGGAUACCGCGGAUAUGUAUGGAGACAAUGAAGAUCUGGUCGGGAAGUGGUUCCAAACCAGGGGCAAACGCGACGAGAUCUUCCUCGCCACCAAAUUCGCAAACUACACCCACCCGGACGGCACUCGAACCGUGCGCAAUGAACCGUCCUACAUUCGCGAAGCUUGCGAUCUCUCACUCUCCCGCCUCGGCACCGACCACAUCGACCUCUACUACUGCCACCGCGUCGACCCGAAACAGCCCAUCGAAAUCACCGUCGAGACCAUGGUCGAGCUCAAGAAGGCCGGCAAGAUCCAGCACCUCGGCCUGAGCGAGGUCUCGGCCGAGACGCUGCGGCGCGCAUGCAAAGUCCACCACAUCGCCGCCGUGCAGAUCGAGUAUUCGCCCUUCACCAUGGACAUCGAGGACCCCAAGAUCGGCCUCCUGGACGCCUGCCGCGACCUCGGCGUCGCCACCGUCGCCUACAGCCCGCUCGGCCGCGGCUUCCUCACCGGCCGCUACCGCAGCCCGGACGACUUCGAGGAGGGCGAUUUCCGCCGCUUCGCGCCCCGCUUCAGCCCGGAGAACUUCCCCAAGAACCUCGAGCUCGUCGACGCCAUCGCCCAGCUGGCGGAGAAGAAAGGCUGUACCAGCGGCCAGUUGGUCCUGGCUUUCCUGAUGGCGCAGGGUGCCGACAUCAUUCCCAUCCCCGGCACGACCAAGUAUAAGAAUUACGAUGAGAAUAUGGCGAGUCUGAAGAUUGAGGUUUCCGACGAGGAGGACCGCGAGAUCAGGAAGGCGAUUGAGAAUGCCACGGUGCUGGGAGGUCGCUAUCCGCCGGGCUUUGCUGCCAUGCUGUUUGCAGAUAGCGCGCCGUUGGAGGAGGGGAAGGGGAAGAGUGGUAACUUGUAG
Messenger RNA from Endocarpon pusillum Z07020, 1059 nucleotides. RefSeq names its product Aldo-keto reductase yakc. NCBI's taxonomy places the organism in Eukaryota, Fungi, Ascomycota, Eurotiomycetes, Verrucariales, Verrucariaceae. Gene Ontology annotation, cellular component: cytoplasm. The record is from RefSeq and is a predicted model, not a curated record. The transcript has 2 exons. The coding region runs from base 1 to 1059 and encodes 352 amino acids.